Pocillopora meandrina is the source of this 555-nucleotide messenger RNA. The record is from the annotation of a GenBank genome assembly. NCBI's taxonomy places the organism in Eukaryota, Metazoa, Cnidaria, Anthozoa, Scleractinia, Pocilloporidae.
AUGAGAGUUCACCUAAAUUCUGGCAGCGAUAUUGAGACUCCCGCUCAGAUGUCUGAUGCAAUUCUUUCCUCCGGGGGAGUGUCCGCGGUUAACGUUACUCUGUGUGAAUCAGCCACACCUCUUGAGCAAUCUUUGAAGGUCGAAGGUGUGAGUUUGAUUAACAAUGUUGAGUAUAACGGUGACGGAAUUCGCGUGUGGAAGGCGUACGGUGUUGGCCCUGGGAAACUUUUAAAGUUGGAGAAUCCACCUUUGUCGGAGCUUCCAUCACUCACAAGUACUCAAACACAUUCUAGUACCUUCACUUCAGUCAAGGCAAGAAGAAAAAACGUACAGCCUCAAGUUCAUGAGGAUCAAGUAGACCAAGAGGCUAACGCUGAAUUCGUAGAAAAUCUGACAGGUGUAGAAGAAGGACUUUUUGUUUGUCCUGAGGAGAGCUGCACACGGACAUUCAUAAGGUAUUCUUCAAUGCAGCAACACUUAGAUUUUGGUAAACACGAGCGAGCUCUAGAGCGCGAGACCUUAACAGACAGAGCUGUUAGGGUGUAUGGAGAGUAA